Molecule: messenger RNA, 933 nt
Organism: Eucalyptus grandis
Lineage: Eukaryota; Viridiplantae; Streptophyta; Magnoliopsida; Myrtales; Myrtaceae
Product: ubiquitin-conjugating enzyme E2 28
Exons: 5
Coding region: 216-662 (148 amino acids)
Biological process (GO): protein polyubiquitination
Cellular component (GO): nucleus
Molecular function (GO): ubiquitin conjugating enzyme activity
Source: RefSeq, a predicted model, not a curated record
CGUCUCCCUCUCUCUCUCUCUCUCUCUCUCUAUCUCUGCAGAAAACGUCCUUUUCCAAGGUCGCUGUAACCUCCCCCUCCUGCUCCUCCUCCUUCCUUCCUUCCUUCCUUCCUUCUUCAUCUCUCCGUCAUUCGGAGGCUCGCCAAGUGAACAACAACCGGAAGGAUCUCCCCCGCAGAUCUGCCGGCCGCGGUUAGGGCUCGUCGGUCGAGGCGAUGGCGUCGAAGCGGAUCUUGAAGGAGCUCAAGGAUCUCCAGAAGGAUCCUCCCACCUCCUGCAGCGCCGGCCCAGUUGCUGAAGACAUGUUUCACUGGCAAGCGACAAUUAUGGGUCCGCCAGACAGUCCAUAUGCCGGGGGAGUCUUUCUUGUUACAAUUCACUUUCCACCAGACUACCCAUUUAAACCACCAAAGGUUGCAUUCAGGACAAAAGUCUUUCACCCCAAUAUCAACAGUAACGGUAGCAUUUGCCUUGACAUAUUGAAGGAGCAGUGGAGCCCUGCCCUCACCAUUUCGAAGGUGUUGCUCUCAAUCUGUUCUCUAUUGACGGACCCAAAUCCCGAUGACCCUCUGGUACCAGAAAUCGCGCACAUGUAUAAGACCGACAGGGCGAAGUACGAGGCCACCGCCAGAAGCUGGACUCAGAAGUAUGCGAUGGCCUAGGAUGUCACCGUGCGUGAUUUGGGGAGGGUUUGGUGUCUCUGUGACUUUGGUCUUGCAAUCUAUGUGUUAGUGAAAGACGGUGAUUCAUCUUCGUCCCUAGACCAAAACGAACGAAAGUCCGAAAAAUUACCCUCCCGAGAAACACGUGCUCUGCCGCUUUCCAAUUGUUUGUAUGUUAAAUAAGUAUUUCGAACUGUGGAUACUUGUCCCUUAAAGUGAUUAAGUUAAAUUGUGAUUAAUUUUUUUUUAGUCUAAAUAACUAUUCACUUCA